This is a messenger RNA of Entrophospora sp. SA101, 615 nucleotides long. The record is from the annotation of a GenBank genome assembly. Lineage: Eukaryota; Fungi; Glomeromycota; Glomeromycetes; Entrophosporales; Entrophosporaceae.
AUGGAUUUACAACCACAAAUCGUAAUUGAUCCAAAAGAAGAAUUAAGAAUAGUCCUCAGGAUGAUUUAUUAUAAGCCUGAAGGAUAUUAUAGAUCAUGUAAAAAUUUAUAUAACAUAACUAAAAAACAUGGAUUUAACUUCUUUUAUAUAGAUGUAUGUGAAUGGCUAUCUAAACAAGCAUUAUAUCGAAUUUACGCACCAAGACCUGGGUAUAUUCCUAGACCUUCAUAUAAUAAUGUGGGACGUCCUAAUUUGAUUGAAAAAACAGCAAAACAUGUAGCUAAGGCAUUUAAGAAAGUAUACUCGAAUUCAAAUAUUCCUCUUGUAUGGCCUAGUACUCUUCAGGUAGAUAGAGGAGGUGAAUUUAUGGGUGAAUGCAAGAGACUUAUGAUAAAACAUAAUGUUAAAAUUCAAGUUGUCUAUUCUAAAAGAACACAAGAUAACACUGAUAUCCUUAUUGCUAUGAAUAAUGAAAAAAUGCGUCUACUUGGUAUGAAACCUGCUGAUGCUAUCAAGCUAAGAAAAACGCCUAAGGCAAAUGAAUCUUUACCAGCUAAUAGACCAAUUGGAGACCUAGAUUCUGAUAUCUGGGUUCCUAAACGAUCUUUUGUUUGA